This is a messenger RNA of Pyricularia grisea, 2971 nucleotides long. RefSeq lists its product as uncharacterized. The record is from RefSeq and is a predicted model, not a curated record. Bases 755 to 2971 code for a protein of 738 amino acids. The transcript has 2 exons. Lineage: Eukaryota; Fungi; Ascomycota; Sordariomycetes; Magnaporthales; Pyriculariaceae.
AACUUCACGAUCGUCUCCCUAUUUUUGUCCUCGCCAGCCGUACCAAACAAACUCACCCGUGAGCUUCCCUCGAAAGAUCAAGGGUUUAAUCCCAAGAGACUGUAAAAUCUUGGAACUGGGUAUCUAUGUAUAGGGAUUUGUCUAUGCGCCCGCGCUAAUUCUCUAGCUCGUCAGCCCCUGCCGUGCCUGCUUGCUCACCCCAACGCUGUCAUAUGCCCUGACCUCAUUUGUACACUUGGGUACCGUUUCACACCUGCCGUGCCUAGACUAUCCCGCGACGUAUACCGGGCCAUGUGUCUUCCUCUUGCAUAUCUAGCCUUGCUUGAUUUUUUCUACACCUGGGACAUUGCUGCGUACGUGCCAUGUUUGCCUGAGAAUCAAGGCUCGAAUAAUCCACAACGGCUUUUGCCAUCACCGUUCCCUGAUCUUGUACCUCCCCGCCAACUCAUUGCCCUUCACAGCCCCUCUUUCCCCUCCACUUUAACCGUGGCUGUGGAAGAGGGUCCCCUUGUCAUCAUCGCACCCAGGCCCCCCCACUGCCUCUUUCAUACUUAUGACGCUAACCUGGUAGCUCUCUUCGCCUUGCCUUCCAGUCACACCAUAUUCCGUUCCUUAUUUCCGUUUGAACGCAUCUUUUUGGUCGCUCGAGCGACACACACAUCUUUUCGAAACAAACAAACAAACAACUUUUUAUUUUUAUUUUAUUUUUUUUUACAACAAGCCCAGUGAAAAUAGUUGCUGCACACUGCACCGCAUGGCCGGGUACGACUAUGAAGCCCCGCGGCGCUCCAGCCGGCGCGAGUACGUUCGCGAGGAGCGUUACGAUGACAGAGAUCCCCGGUACCUUGAUGCUACUGAGAUGAGAGGCCACUCGGGCCGUGAGCUCGUGCCUCGUGGCCGAGAGGACAGCGAUUUGUCCAUCGAGGAGAUACGGCGCGAUUUCCCCAUGCCUGGUCAUGGUCAGUCGUACCGCGAUACUAGGAGGGCCAGGUCCGCCGAACCCGGUUGGGACGACUAUGAUGACCGCCGGUCGUACUACUCGCGCGAUCCCCGCGACAGGGACUAUGAUCGGUAUGACCGUGAUUAUGACCGUCGGUCAAGAAAGGAAGGAAGCGUGUACUACGAAGAGGAGAAAGAGAAGCGUCGUGCGCGCACCAUGUCCAAGCAAGAAAAGAUCAUCGCUGCCAUAGCCGGCGCUGCUAUCGCUGUCGGUGGCAAGGAGCUAUACGACCGCCACGAGGGCAAAGAAAAUGGAGGAGAGGUGAACCGAAACCCAGCCAUGUCUGCUGCCCUUGGUGCCGCCGGUGCACUUGCUGCAUACCAGGGUGCCGAAUUUUACAACAAACAUGCCGAGAAGGAAGACAAGAAGUCCACCAUGAUCGCGUACAAAGGCCGGGACGGUCAGAUGGUCAAGUACUAUGAGGAGGAGGAGGAGGACCCCAAGAAGAAGGAAGGUCACAAGAAUUUCCUUGAGAGCGCCCUAGCCGCCGCCGGUCUUGGUGGUGCCGUUAAGGCCCUGACCGGCGGUGGAGGAGAUGACAAGGACAAAGAAAGGGACCGUGAACGAGAUGGCAGAUCCGAAACACGCAGUCGCGCAGGCAGCAGGCCCCGGGGAAGCCGCUCAAGGUCUCGUUCCAAGUCGCCCGAGAAGAAAAACAAGAUUCAGCAGGCUGCUAUGGCCUCACUUAUCGCGGGCGCCACAGAAGCCUUCCGCGUUGCUAAAGAACCCGGUGGUUGGAAAGGAGAGAAGGCGAAGCGUGUUUUCACUGCCGCCGCUGGUGCCGCUACGAUUGAUGCUGCUCAGAACCCAGACAAGAACCAGAAACUGAGUCUUGCUGAGUCGGUCAUUGGUGGUCUUGUUGGCAACCGGGUCAUUCACGGAUCAAAGAAGAACAUUGAAGAAGAUAAGGCAACCGGUCGCUCUCGGUCUCGAUCAAGGGCAGCAAGAGAUUCCAGCAAGGAUGGCGGUGGCGGCAGCGGUGGUGUUACCGGCCUCGCUGCCCUGGCUACGGCCGGUCUGGGUGCUCUAGGAGCGAAGAAGAUCAUGGACGGCCGAAAGGAUGAUGACGAGGAUGGAAGAUCGCGCUCACGCUCUCGCCGUCCCCGCAGUCGCUCCUCUAGCCGCGGUGGUUCCCGCUCCCAAUCUCGCAAGGGAGUUCGUGCUCGCAGCCGAAGUGUUGUUGAUGGUGCUCGCCGCCGGCUUGCUAGGAUUGGUAUCGGCAACGGGCCUGAAGACGACAAGCGUAGCGACGUAGGGUCGCCACGGGGCUCGUCUCGCGGCGAUGGCCGGAGGAGACGCUACUCGGAUGAGUACGACGAUGAUCGCGAUCGGCGACGACACAGCCGAUCGCGAUCACGUGGUGGAGGAAGUCGACGAUACGAUGGAGCAUCGGACACGGACUUGGGUGACUCGGAUGACGAUAUGAAGGAGACAAAGAGGAAGAGAGCCCACAAUGUCUAUCAGAGCAUGGAGAAGCGCAAUGCACGGCAUGCGGCAGUCAAGGAUGGACGUCUGUCACCGGAAGAGGCAAAAAAGCUCAAGACCAAGGCACUUCUGCAAGAUGCGGCCUCAGUUGGCAUUGCUGCCCUGGGUGUCAAAGGCGCCAUCUCAGAAGUCAAGGAAGCCCACGAGAAGAGUAAAGAGCUUCAGGAGUGGAAGCAUGAAAGGCAACUUCGCCAUGAGCGCCGUCUGUCCCGCCUAGCUAGACAACGCGCCAUCCUUGAUCGCGAACACGAGGAUGAUCUGGAUCGCGACUAUGAGGCAGGGAGGGCAAGGAGCAGGGCAAGGAGCAGGGCGAGAACUGAGGAUGACGACUGGGCCCUCACUGCUGCUCGUCGUGGUAGCCGUGACCGGCGCCAUGAGUAUGAGGAUGGUCCCCGAUACAACGAUGGGAAUCCAUACACUAGUAACUCUUUGCCUGCACCUCCUGUUGGUUACGACUACGACGAUGAAGACCGCAGGAGGCGUUGA